CCCCAAGUAACAUCACCACAGCCAAAAUGGCAUCAAAAGCGACAAAUACCAUCCUUUUCCUUCAUGCCACCAUUAUCACCAUCAACAACGCCCGUGAAAUCAUCCACGAUGGCUAUCUGCUCGUCCAGAACACCCGCAUCGCCGCCAUCGGCCAAUGCCCCGCGCCCGCGGAUAUCGUUCCGGACGUGACAAUCGACUGUACCGGCAAGAUCGUCCUUCCUGGGCUCGUCAACAUCCACGCACAUCUAGUUCAAUCCCUCCUCCGUGGUCUGGCAGAAGACCUCCCGCUGCACAACUGGCUCUGCGACGCCAUCUGGCCGCUCGAAUCGUCCUACGAGGGCAAAGACGGAUACCACGCCGCCAGACUCACUAUCGCCGAGAUGCUCAAGACAGGAACCACUUGUUUUCUGGAUCCAAUGAUAACCUAUCGUGCGGGAUGGGAAAGCGUGUGUGAUGCUGUGGGCGAAAUGGGAAUCCGGGGGUGCUUGGGCAAAUUAGUCAAAUUCUCCGAAACAAACCGCCAACUAUCCAUCACCGAUCCGCGAGACAAAGACCUCCUUGCCAUGUCCAUUCCCGCUCUCAUCUCCGCACACCAACAGCACCAUGGCACCCACAACAACCGACUCCACGUCUGGGCAGCAGCAGGAACACCUCGGGGUGCACCCGCAUCUCUAUAUUGCGAGCUUGGAGAGAGUUGUGCAGAACAUGGUAUCUCCAUAACGAUGCACUGCGCAGAAGCCCCCAAAGACCGAGAAAUCUACCACGAUCUAUACGGGUGCAGCGCUAUGGAAUUCAUCCAGAACACCAAGCUUUCCAGCCAGGCGACCACGAACCCCGGCAAAGAGAAGAGUCAUAACUUGGUCCUAGCGCACAUGGUCAACCUCGAUCUUGACACAGAUUUGCCUCUAUUAAGCGCAACGCGUACUUCGAUCGCGCAUAACCCGAGCUCGAAUCUCAAAUUGGCGUCGGGGGUGGCUCCGGUUCCGGCUAUGCUGGGGGGUGAUCUUGCGAUCAACGUGGGGCUGGGGACCGAUGGCGCGCCCUGCUCGAAUCAUUACGAUAUGUUUCAGGAGAUGCAUCUGGCGGCUAUCCUGCAUAAGGGGGUUUGUCGGGAUGCGACCGUGGUUGGUGCCAGAACUGCGCUGGAGAUGGCUACCAUCAAUGGGGCGAGAGCGCUGGGGUUGGAGAAUGAGAUUGGAUGCCUGGAAGUUGGGAAGAAAGCGGACCUGGUGGUGGUGGACCCGUAUGGAAAGGGGGGUCUGGGGGCUGCGCCGUGGGAUUGUGACGAGGAGGGAGGUGUCAGUGCCAUCACGACUGUGGUCCACGGGUGUACUGGGCGAGACGUGGAUAUGACUAUGGUUGAUGGGAGGGUUCUGGUUGCUGACGGGCGGCUGGUCGACGGGCAAGAACUGGAGAUACUCCGCGCAGCCAAACUGGCUAGUCGGGGGAUAAGAGCACGCUGUAGUCCUCUUAUUUAAACUCCUUCACCCGUUGAGGUGUUGCCACAAUCAAAAAGAUAUAGAUCAAUUGCAUAAUUACUCG
Molecule: messenger RNA, 1542 nt
Organism: Aspergillus ibericus CBS 121593
Lineage: Eukaryota; Fungi; Ascomycota; Eurotiomycetes; Eurotiales; Aspergillaceae
Product: amidohydrolase
Exons: 2
Coding region: 27-1478 (483 amino acids)
Molecular function (GO): hydrolase activity, acting on carbon-nitrogen (but not peptide) bonds
Source: RefSeq, a predicted model, not a curated record